Messenger RNA from Metarhizium acridum CQMa 102, 636 nucleotides. Lineage: Eukaryota; Fungi; Ascomycota; Sordariomycetes; Hypocreales; Clavicipitaceae. The record is from RefSeq and is a predicted model, not a curated record.
AUGGCCCCUCUCACCCCGCACUGGCAGCAGCCCUCCCACCCUGAAGUUCAGGAAGUCGUCAUUAACGAUCAAGAGUUCACCACCAAGAGCUACUCCAAGGUGACACUCCCGCCGUUUGCUGUCUUUGCGAAGCUCUCCUUCCCGCCUUGCACUGUUGCCGACGAGCCGACGUACGCCACCGUGCAGAUGGGCCGGCAUAGCCAUUUAAAUCUGAACAAAUGGGACAUGGCUCAGCCAUUCACCUGCCUCUGCGGCCAUCCAACCUGCCGUGGCACCAUCUCCGGUGCAAAGGACAUGACGCCGCAACAGCUCCGUGGGGUGUGGCUCAACGGCCAUAUCCGUGAUCUCCUUGACGAUAAGCCCUGCUCCACUACCGGCGGUCAUGAGUCUGAUGCCACGGCUCGGGCGUUGAAGGAAGCUGUCCUGCAGGCCGAAAAGGUGGUCGAAGCAGCCCGUCUUGCGAUGCGUACGUACGCGGGUGUUUCGCAGAAGAGCGGCAUGGCCGCUAUAAAUAGCGCCAAGAAGGAUGGUUUCGCGGCACGAGAGGGUAUUGAUGUGGCAGAGGGCUUGAGUAGACGCGGUCCAACGUCAAGGGAGUUGAGUGGCGAGAUGGGUGGUGAUACUGUUCGUGUAUAA